This is a messenger RNA of Schistosoma rodhaini, 558 nucleotides long. The record is from the annotation of a GenBank genome assembly. NCBI's taxonomy places the organism in Eukaryota, Metazoa, Platyhelminthes, Trematoda, Strigeidida, Schistosomatidae.
AUGACUGAACAAGAAAUUUUACAUGCAUUUUCAUUAAUUGAUACUGAUAAUGAUGGAGUCAUUACAAUUGAAGAUCUUGAAAGAUAUUCAAAGAAAAGUACAGUAGCAGAUGAUUUUACAGUAAAGUGGAAAAGGUUAUUUGAUGAAGACAAUACUGGCGAAAUAACAUUUAUUCAUUUUUGUGAUGUUCUUGGUGUCAGCAAAAAGAAAAGAGACGAAAUUCUUAAAGAAAGAAACAUAGUAAUUCCAGAUUCACUACCUAAACCAAUCGUCUACUCAAGCAACCUAAGUCCAGAGAUGCAGCAGAAAAUAUUGAGACUUAUAAAAUAUGGAUGGAAUAAACAAAAUGAUUCUUCCAAUUUAUAUGAAAUAACUAUACGAUGUGAUCGUGAGUUCGGUCCACGUUGGAGAGGACGUGUUAUAUGCAACACACAGCCAAUAAAAGAAGCAGCUAAAGGAAAAUAUCUGGUGUUCAGUUGUGAUAAUGGACAAACUAUAUUGUGCCUUUGGUUAUCAAAUAAUGACGAAGACAAACCUGCAGGAUGCUGUUGCUGUUAG